Macadamia integrifolia is the source of this 2035-nucleotide messenger RNA. Its product is annotated as low affinity inorganic phosphate transporter 1-like. The coding region runs from base 1 to 1728 and encodes 575 amino acids. Gene Ontology annotation, molecular function: phosphate transmembrane transporter activity. The transcript has 2 exons. Gene Ontology annotation, biological process: phosphate ion transport; transmembrane transport. Gene Ontology annotation, cellular component: membrane. The record is from RefSeq and is a predicted model, not a curated record. NCBI's taxonomy places the organism in Eukaryota, Viridiplantae, Streptophyta, Magnoliopsida, Proteales, Proteaceae.
AUGGCUAGGCACCAAUUACAAGUUCUUAGCGCACUUGAUGGAGCCAAGACCCAACUCUACCACUUCACAGCGAUUGUGAUCGCUGGUAUGGGUUUUUUUACCGAUGCCUACGAUCUCUUCUCCAUCUCCGUCAUCACCAAGCUACUCGGUCGCAUUUACUAUUACAAACCUGGCUCACCCACUCCUGGUUCAUUGCCUCCAAAUGUAAGCUGUGCCGUCAGCGGUGUGGCUUUGUGCGGAACCCUCGCCGGCCAGCUCUUCUUCGGCUGGCUCGGAGACAAGAUGGGUCGAAAGCGUGUGUAUGGUGUCACGCUUUUGCUUAUGGUUGUCUCCUCCAUUGCCUCUGGCCUCUCCUUCGGCAGCACUGCCAAAGGUGUCAUGGCCACCUUAUGUUUCUUCAGAUUCUGGUUAGGAUUUGGCAUUGGAGGGGACUACCCAUUAUCGGCAACCAUUAUGUCCGAGUACGCAAACAAGAAGACCCGAGGUUCCUUCAUCGCUGCUGUCUUUGCCAUGCAAGGGUUUGGGAUCUUGGCUGGUGGGAUAGUUGGUCUUAUUGUUUCUUCAGCAUUCGAGGCCAAAUAUCCUGCUCUCCCUUACAACCUUGACCCUGCCGGCUCCACCGUGGCUUCCUCCGACUACGUAUGGCGUAUAAUCUUGAUGGUGGGUGGCAUACCCGCGGCACUCACUUACUAUUGGCGUAUGAAGAUGCCUGAGACUGCUCGUUACACCGCCCUUGUUGCUCGGAAUGCAAAGCAAGCUGCAGCAGAUGUGGCAACUGUCUUGCAGGUGGAGAUAGAAGCAGAACAAGACAAAGUGGAGAGGAUGUCACAGGAGGCCGUCAACAAUUACGGCUUGUUCUCCAAAGAGUUCACUCAUCGCCAUGGGCUUCACUUGGUUGGAACCGCCAUGACAUGGUUUCUACUUGAUGUUGUAUUUUAUAGUCAGACUCUAUUCCAGAAGGACAUCUUCGCAGCAGUUAAAUGGCUACCUUCUGCGAGUACCAUGAGUGCACUUCAAGAGCUUUACAUGAUUUCCAGGGCACAAACCAUCAUAGCCCUAUGUGGUACCAUUCCUGGGUACUGGUUUACAGUGGUUUUCAUUGAUUAUAUGGGGAGGCUCAAAAUUCAAUUGAUGGGUUUCUUCUUCAUGUCAGUGUUCAUGUUUGGGCUUGCCAUUCCUUACCCUUAUUGGCCAGCACACCAAGCUGGAUUUGUAGUCAUGUAUGCCUUCACCUUCUUCUUCGCCAACUUUGGGCCUAACUCCACAACCUUUGUGGUGCCAGCCGAAAUAUUCCCAGCUAGGCUUAGGUCGACUUGUCAUGGUAUAUCAGCAGCAACCGGGAAGGCAGGAGCAAUUGUCGGAGCAUUUGGGUUCUUAUAUGCUGCAGAGUCACCGAACCCUAAACUUGAUGAUGCAGGGUACCCACCUGGUAUUGGUGUGCAGUAUGCCCUGAUUGUGCUUGGUGUGGUCGACUUCUUUGGCUUCAUGUUUACGUUCUUGAUUCCUGAGGCCAAAGGAAAGUCCAUUGAGGAAAUGUCUGGUGAUCGAGAGAGAGAGAGAGAGAGGCAGUCUUCUUCUUCCUCUUCUUCUUCUUCCCUCGUCGAAAGAUGCAGUAGCAUCGAUAGCUGCAAUAGCAGGUCGUCGCCUCGUCGGAGAAGCAGCAGAUCCAAGCAGAUCCGAGAGUUUCGGAUCUCAGGACGACUUCAGAUCUUGAGUUUCAGAUCUUGAGUUUCGGAUCUUGAGCAGACUUUGGUACUCUUGAUUCUCACACACGCCCAGCACGCUUCCUCCCUUGGUUCGGUUUUUGCGCAUCAUCCAUUUGCAGGAAGAAGAGGAAAGCAGAUCCGAGUAGAUCUGAAUUUCUGAAAGCGUCCGAAGGAUACAAGUGAUCUAUAGGACAAUGGCGUUUUUGAAAGUGGUAGAUGAUGGUAGAGAUAUGGAUCAUGACCCAGGGGGAGGAAGACCGCCGGAUAGGGGCAGGCAACUUCGCCUUACUGAUUUCUGGAAACCUAAAUUAAAGGAUGCAUCAGAAGCG